AUGAGUACAGCCAACACUCUGUCCAGCUGCGUCUCAUCGCUGCGUUCGAGCAUGCAAUUGCUCGACUCAUCCAUCAGUAUUCUCGACUCUGGUACCAGCGACUUCCCACGUUUGGCUAGAGUCCUGCAGGCCACUAGGCAUUUUGAACUCGUCUCGGAGCCCGAACUACAAACCGCUCAAUCUGCUCUGCUUUCCGAGAUCCAGCCCGAAGUCGAAUCCAUGCUCGAUCGUGUUGCCGUCUACCUCGACAAACUCCAGCGUCGCGAAGAAUCGUUGAUCGCAAAGUGUGAACUACAGGAGGGUCGUCUUUCCUCGCAUCGUCCCCAGCAACAAUAUCAUCCUAGGAACACUGCACAAUCGGCAUCCUCACACGUUGCCAGCAAUCCCAUCCAAGAGCUCAAGCAGCAGCAGCUCAGGCAGAAGAAGGACCGUCUGAGCUAUGCUGUUGGUAGACUUGAGUUGCAAGCAAACCAAAGAGAGAGACAGUUGAGGAAGAGCAUGGCUGGCUUUUGA
This is a messenger RNA of Aureobasidium namibiae CBS 147.97, 513 nucleotides long. RefSeq names its product DASH complex, subunit Spc19. Lineage: Eukaryota; Fungi; Ascomycota; Dothideomycetes; Dothideales; Saccotheciaceae. The transcript is spliced from 2 exons. Gene Ontology annotation, biological process: attachment of spindle microtubules to kinetochore. The record is from RefSeq and is a predicted model, not a curated record. Bases 1 to 513 code for a protein of 170 amino acids. Gene Ontology annotation, cellular component: spindle microtubule; DASH complex.